Molecule: messenger RNA, 582 nt
Organism: Knipowitschia caucasica
Lineage: Eukaryota; Metazoa; Chordata; Actinopteri; Gobiiformes; Gobiidae
Source: the annotation of a GenBank genome assembly
AUGAUAUCUCUCACUUGUUCUAACAGGGUUUUUCUCUUCAUCUUUUCUUCCUCUUCUCUUCCUCUUCUCUUCUUCUUCUCUUCUUCUUCUCUCGAUCCAGGGGAGAUCUGUGCCUUCACCAUCCACGGAGCCGAGGCGCCGUUUGCUGCAGUGGUGUUGAAUGGGACGUCGGGGGAAGGGCAGCUGAGGGCGCAGGGACUGGUGGACUGUGAGCAGCAGAAAGAAUACACCUUCAUCAUCCAGGCCCAGGACUGCGGAUCAGGACCCGGAUCAGGACCCGGAGGCACAGACGUCAAGAAGUCCCACAAAGCAGUGGUGCACAUCCAGGUGAACGACGUGAACGAGUUUGCGCCCGUGUUCCGGGAGCCGCAGUAUCGCGCCGCGGUGACGGAGGGAAAGAUCUACGACAGCAUCCUGCAGGUGGAGGCCACGGACCAGGACUGCUCCCCUCAGUACAGCCAGAUCUGCAACUACCAGAUCAGCACCGGCAACACGCCCUUCGCCAUCGACCGCAACGGUGAGUCCAGACCGCCAUCACCGGGCUCAAAGUCUACGGUUUAUGAUCCAGGUCCAGGAUGGUAA